Molecule: messenger RNA, 513 nt
Organism: Aspergillus novofumigatus IBT 16806
Lineage: Eukaryota; Fungi; Ascomycota; Eurotiomycetes; Eurotiales; Aspergillaceae
Product: 60S ribosomal protein uL23
Exons: 4
Coding region: 6-470 (154 amino acids)
Biological process (GO): translation; ribosomal large subunit assembly
Cellular component (GO): cytosolic large ribosomal subunit; ribosome
Molecular function (GO): structural constituent of ribosome
Source: RefSeq, a predicted model, not a curated record
CAGCCAUGGCCCCUAAGGUGGAAAACAAGCAAGGCAAGACCAAGCCCAGCGACAGGGCUGGCGCUGCUGCCAAGGCAGUCUUGAAGGGUGCAGGCGCGCACAAGUCUCGCAAGAUCCGCACUUCCACCACCUUCCACCGUCCCAAGACCCUUCAGCUCUCUCGGUCGCCCAAGUACCCCCGCAAGUCGAUCCCUCAUGAGCCCCGUCUCGACGCCCACAAGGUUGUCCUUUACCCUCUCAACACUGAGAGUGCCAUGAAGAAGAUUGAGGAGCACAACACCCUGGUUUUCAUUGUGGACGUCAAGGCGAACAAGAGACAGAUCAAGCUGGCCCUCAAGAAGCUGUACGAUGUCGACACCGUCAAGGUCAACACUCUCGUCAGACCCGAUGGAUCGAAGAAGGCUUUCGCUCGGCUAACCCCUGAUGUGGACGCUCUGGACAUUGCUGCCACCAAGCUUGCCAUUGUCUAGAUAACGGUUUUCUUUGGGUCUGGGCGAAUUUUGUUGUUUUGCG